GCGCGCCCUCCGGCCUCCCACCCUCCAGUCCUUCCGCGGGUGAUCAGCUGGUCUGCGCUCCCCUUACGUGGGUCGGGGCACGUCACCGCCGAAUGGCAGCCUCCAGAAAGGCACCGCGAGUAAGGGCGAGUCACCGGGAUUUUCAGCUGAAAAAUUUGAGAAUAAUUGAACCUAACGAGGUGCUAUACUCAGGAGACCCAGGUGUGGAAACAGACGGCAGAAUGCCUCCAAAGGUAACUUCAGAGCUGCUUCGGCAGCUGAGACAAGCCAUGAAGAACUUGGAGUAUGUGACAGAACCGAUCCAGGCCUACAUCAUCCCGUCGGGGGAUGCCCAUCAGAGUGAGUACAUUGCUCCUUGUGACUGUCGGCGGGCCUUCGUCUCUGGAUUCGAUGGCUCUGCAGGCACAGCCAUCAUCACAGAAGAGCAUGCAGCCAUGUGGACCGACGGGCGCUACUUUCUCCAGGCUGCCAAGCAGAUGGACAGCAACUGGACGCUUAUGAAGAUGGUUCGUCCCUCCGUAGGUCUGAAAGACACACCAACCCAGGAAGACUGGCUGGUGAGUGUACUUCCUGAAGGAUCCAAGGUUGGUGUGGACCCACUGAUCAUUCCUACAGAUUACUGGAAGAAGAUGGCCAAGGUUCUGAGAAGCGCUGGCCACCACCUCAUUCCUGUCAAGGAGAACCUUGUGGACAAGAUCUGGACAGACCGUCCCGAGCGGCCCUGCAAGCCCCUCCUUACUCUGGGUCUGGACUACACAGGUAUUUCCUGGAAGGACAAGGUUGCAGACCUUCGGUUGAAAAUGGCUGAGAGGAACAUCUUGUGGUUUGUGGUCACCGCCCUGGAUGAGAUUGCGUGGCUGUUCAAUCUCCGAGGAUCAGAUGUGGAGCACAAUCCAGUAUUUUUCUCCUACGCAGUCAUAGGACUAGAGACGAUCAUGCUCUUCAUUGACGGUGACCGCAUAGAUGCCCCCAGUGUAAAGGAGCACCUGCUUCUUGACUUGGGGCUGGAAGCUGAAUAUAGAAUCCAGGUGCUUCCCUACAAGUCCAUUCUGAGCGAGCUCAGGGUUCUAUGCACCAACCUCUCCCCGAGGGAGAAGGUGUGGGUCAGCGACAAGGCCAGCUAUGCUGUGAGCGAGGCCAUCCCCAAGGAACAUCGCUGCUGUAUGCCUUACACCCCCAUCUGCAUUGCCAAAGCCGUGAAGAAUUCCGCUGAAUCAGAAGGCAUGAGGCGAGCUCAUAUUAAAGAUGCUGUUGCCCUCUGUGAACUCUUUAACUGGCUGGAGAAAGAGGUGCCCAAGGGUGGCGUGACAGAGAUCUCAGCUGCUGACAAAGCUGAAGAAUUUCGCAGGCAACAGGCUGACUUUGUGGACCUGAGCUUCCCAACGAUUUCCAGUACGGGACCCAACGGCGCCAUCAUUCACUACGCGCCGGUCCCUGAGACGAAUAGGACUUUGUCGCUGGACGAGGUGUACCUCAUUGACUCGGGCGCUCAGUACAAGGAUGGAACUACAGACGUGACCCGGACCAUGCAUUUUGGGACGCCUACAGCUUAUGAGAAGGAAUGUUUCACAUAUGUCCUCAAGGGCCACAUAGCUGUGAGUGCAGCCGUCUUCCCGACUGGAACCAAAGGCCACCUUCUCGACUCUUUUGCCCGUUCAGCACUAUGGGAUUCUGGCCUGGAUUACCUGCACGGAACAGGACAUGGUGUUGGGUCUUUUCUGAAUGUUCACGAGGGUCCUUGUGGCAUCAGUUAUAAAACAUUUUCCGAUGAGCCCUUGGAGGCGGGCAUGAUUGUCACUGAUGAGCCAGGGUAUUAUGAAGAUGGAGCUUUUGGAAUUCGCAUUGAGAAUGUUGUCCUGGUGGUUCCCGUGAAGACCAAGUAUAACUUCAAUAACCGAGGAAGCCUGACCUUUGAACCUCUGACUUUGGUUCCGAUACAGACCAAAAUGAUAGAUGUGGAUUCUCUUACAGACAAAGAGUGCGACUGGCUCAACAACUACCACGUGACCUGCAGGGAUGUGAUCGGAAAGGAGCUGCAGAAACAGGGCCGCCAGGAAGCUCUCGAGUGGCUCAUCAGAGAGACGCAGCCCAUUUCCAAACAGCAUUGAUACCUCCCCGGUUUUCGUUUUUGUAAACGCUCUGGGGAAAGGAAGAAACGUGGCAGACCCCUGACUCCUUUCCCCUUUCCUCUUCUUUCUUACCUCCCCUUUUUACUUUUAGACUCUAAGAACUGAAAAUCUUAUUCUCUUUGAUAUUUUCUUGCAAAUACUUGAUCUUUUUGAGUUUUUUUAAAAUUGUUGAGAACGAGCCAAGAAUAAAAUUGCUGCUCCAAAAGCUGAACACUUCAUCAGGGGAGACGCCCCGAGCAGCCCCCGUGAAUUCUCUGGCUGGCGAUGGUGAAACAGUGAGUGCUAUGUGACAGUCAAGUUCCAGGUGCUAGUACAUCAUUCAUAAUCACCUUAACGCUCAUGAGACUGUAUUUAUGAUCAGUGAAUAAAAUGUCAAAGGUG
Pteropus alecto (black flying fox) is the source of this 2510-nucleotide messenger RNA. RefSeq names its product X-prolyl aminopeptidase 1 (gene XPNPEP1). The transcript is spliced from 21 exons. Bases 93 to 2108 code for a protein of 671 amino acids. Lineage: Eukaryota; Metazoa; Chordata; Mammalia; Chiroptera; Pteropodidae. The record is from RefSeq and is a predicted model, not a curated record. Gene Ontology annotation, molecular function: metalloaminopeptidase activity.